Fraxinus pennsylvanica is the source of this 426-nucleotide messenger RNA. Lineage: Eukaryota; Viridiplantae; Streptophyta; Magnoliopsida; Lamiales; Oleaceae. The record is from the annotation of a GenBank genome assembly.
AUGGGUAUUGAACAAGAUGGAAGAGAAGUGAUAUUUAGAGAUAUUAGGAGAUAUUAUUGUGAAUACUGUGGGAUUUGUCGCUCUAAAAAAUCCCUCAUCUCUUCUCAUAUCCUCCUUCAACAUAAGGAGGAAAUAAAGGAAAAAGAGCAAAAGGUAGAAAUAAAGGAAGGGAAAAAAUUGAAUGCUUGUGAAGAGUGUGGUGUGUGUUUCAAGAAGCCGGCUCAUCUAAAGCAACAUACGCAAAGCCAUUCCCUCGAGAUUGAAGUGUUCUGGAAAAAAUUGUUAUUGAUGGGCGUGAAGCAUUGGAUCCCACAGAAAAGAACUCCAAAAUGCAAGAGGCAGCAGCAUUACCUUGAAUGGAUCAGUACCAGGUGGGUGACCACCUGUGAAGCUCCAUCGAGUGAGCCUCAAUCACGCUUGUACUGA